Messenger RNA from Lolium rigidum, 877 nucleotides. RefSeq lists its product as uncharacterized. The transcript has 7 exons. Lineage: Eukaryota; Viridiplantae; Streptophyta; Magnoliopsida; Poales; Poaceae. The coding region runs from base 123 to 623 and encodes 166 amino acids. The record is from RefSeq and is a predicted model, not a curated record.
CGGCCGUAAACCCUCCUCGCUGCCCCUGCUCGUCUCUCCCACUCCACCAAUUCCUCGAAGACUCGCCGUCGCCGCUGUCUACAUUCCAUUUCGAUCCACCGCCACCACUCCCGCCGGCAGCAAUGGAGGAGUACCUGGCGAACAUGAAGACCCUCCGCUGCUACAUGAACGAUCUGGAAGAGGAAGCAGCGAAGCGGUCGGCGGACGAGCAGCGGCAGCGCACGGCCAUCGAUGCCCACGACAGCGACACUGCCUUAGUGAGGGCGCAGGCGAAGCAGGUCAGCGACGAGGCCGAACACCUUGCCAAGGCGAGGGCGCAGGUCUGUGUGGAGAUGGUCGAGAAGCAGGGUAGGAUCGCCGCACUCGAGAUGGAGUGCGCCACGCUGAAGCAGACAUUAGAGCUCCUCCAUCAGGAAAUCACAAGUACAACAACAAAACUUAGCGAGAAAAGAUUGUUUUACACAAAGACAGCGGAAACUUUGACUGUCAAACUGCAAGAGCAUCAGGAUUGGCUUGGUUCAAAUAAAAAUAAGAUGGUUGCAGCAGAACCAUUUGUUGAAGCACCUCCGAACACGCAAAACUUUGUUGAAGGUACGGGUUCUUCUAAACAGAAAGUAAAAUAAGCAGUGUCUUUCAGUUAUUCUCUUUCCUAUUUGGGCAUGGGUUCUUUCAUAGGCUUGUUGUAUGCAUGUCAAUUAGCUUAUUGUGGGGUUACGCUACCCUCACUAGUCGACGAAAAGCUUGUUUUCCCCACCUACAAGUACCAUCCUUACUGCGGGAUAGAAAAUACUUCUUCUGUUCACUAGCUUGCCAAAACGUCUUAUAUUUGUUAUCGAGUAUCUGCACAGUCUUCACCAGGUGGUUUUCUGGAAAAAAA